AUGAAGACCGCGGUGGUGGUGUCAAUUUUUGCUCUCGCGCCAUUCGCGUCGGCUGCAUCCAGCCUCGCGUACUGUGCUUCGACCAACACUGGUUCUUCUUUCAAAUCAGUCAGCGACAUAUUUCAAUCAAAUGGAGCAUGUAGAAUAACUUGCGCCAAUUAUGCCCUCGGUAUCAUCCAAGGGAAGAAAUGCUGGUGCUCGAAUGUUGCUCCCUCUGAGGGCUCGCAAUCAGAAUCCUCCGACUGUGAUACUGCGUGCCCGGGGUAUCCCUCGGACAGUUGUGGAAGUGCAUCCAAAGGGGUGUUCGCCUACGUGGAGAUCCCCAACAACGAUGUGACCAGCACAGCCGGUGGUACAUCCACUACAAAAACUACUUCGUCGUCGGAAUCAAGCUCAACUUCAAGCUCAACCUCGGAAAGUACCAGCGAUCAGCCUGAAACUGUCACUGUAACUGCCUCGGAUUCUUCCGUCUCGACUUCACAAACUUCAACUGCGUCGGAUAAGAAAACAACUACUACCUCGGAAAGUGUCUCAGUGCAGACCAACUCUGGCGGUGAAGUGAGGACAAUUACCGUUGCUGGCUCAAGUCCGACGACGGGCGCCAGCGCUGAUUCCGCAUCGGCCAACGCCAGCACUGCCAACAGCUCGAAAUUGAGCGGAGGUUCUAUCGCAGGCAUUGUGGUUGGUGUCCUUGGAGGUCUCGCCCUAAUUGGUGCUCUCAUCUUCAUGAUCUUCUUCUACCGCAAACGCGCUCGUGCCGUUAGCCCCAUCCCCAGUCAGGAGAUGACCGACGACAGAACCAGCAGAGGAUCGAGCUUCAUGGGAGGUCUCUUCCCACGGGGCAAUGGAGAAGCCGGUGCCGGUGGCUCUAUUCCCGCACGUUCGGGCACAACAUUCACCGAUGGGCGAAUGAAGACGAACGCAACUCUCUACCCGAACGGUCCUCGAGACAGCAGUGUUUCGCUGCAAGAUAAUGAAGACUACUCGCGUCCUGUUCUUCGGCUUACCAACCCCGACUAA
Penicillium coprophilum is the source of this 1020-nucleotide messenger RNA. Its product is annotated as Carbohydrate-binding WSC subgroup. The record is from RefSeq and is a predicted model, not a curated record. The transcript is spliced from 5 exons. NCBI's taxonomy places the organism in Eukaryota, Fungi, Ascomycota, Eurotiomycetes, Eurotiales, Aspergillaceae. Bases 1 to 1020 code for a protein of 339 amino acids.